GUUCAGAUCGCGGCAUGUUUAGCGAGUGGCCAGAUGCUUUUUGGCGCCUUGUUGGACGGAGAUGCGGUGGGAUGUGAUGCUUUGUCACAACCACAAUUGCUGAGGCAGAACCUGCCAGAUAUUCCUUAUGACGGUGCUGUUGUUGAUGCACCAACGCAGGAGCGGAUCCGUGAGCUGCUGAACCGCAGUGGCGGUGUCGCCUCGGAGCUCUUCGCCGCAGGGGGGCGCGCCGGUGCGGAGGUGCCGGGCGCUGCCAGACCGCUCCUAAUCAUCCUGGAUCGAGACAUCGAUCUGGUGACGAUGUUAAGCCACACAUGGACUUACCAGGCGAUGGUGCACGAUGUCUUGGGCAUGAGGUUGAACAAGAUGCAGGUACCUGUGGAGAGUGAUGAUGCCUCAGCACCUCCCAAAGCCAGGUCGUAUGAUGUGGACGACCAGGACAGCUUUUGGACGGCGCACGCCGGUGACCAGUUUCCAGAGGUUCUCAAUGCGGUGCCCAAAGCCAUUGAGGAGUUUGAGAAGAAAAGGGCUGAGAUGUCAAGCUCUGGGUGGCAGGAUGGGAGCCAAGCUCUAGCUCCUGGACUUGCAGCAGCCAUCAAUGCCCUGCCAGAGAUGACAGAGAAGAAGCGAAGCAUCGAUAUGCACACCAACAUUGCCCAUGCUCUCGUGGCAGAAGUGAAAGCCCGGGAACUGGACAGGUACUACGAGUUGGAGGAUCAACUGCCCUCGCAGUCGCUAGGCAAUCAUAGUCUUGGUGUGGGGCUUAGCUUCCUGGAGUUGACAGACGCCGCACCAAUUGGUGCAUGGUGGAAAAACGCCAAGGUGUUGACCAAGCCGAGCAUCUCGCAGCAGCAGCUGCAGGGCCUAGUGGAGGCCUUCGAAAGCACUGGCGGCGAUGCCUCUGCAGUGAGGCAGUACCUGAAGACCAUCCGAACCAUGGCCAUGCCCAGCACCACCUCAACUGUAACGACAGUUGGGACGAGUGGGACGCUGGCGGGAGCUUUCGGCGGUUUAGCCGAUCGCUUCAUGGCCACGGGCGAUGCCUUGCUGGCUGCUGGAAUGAGCGGCAUCAAGAACAUCGUCGCCUCCAAGAAGGAACUCGCGAUUUGUCAGAUUGUGGAGGCUCUCAUGGAGCAAAAGCAGGGUGGAGUCACGGAGAAUUAUUUAUACUUUGACCCAAAGGCUCCAGCCACGGCACGUGGUGCUGACGUUCCAAGAAUCCGGGCACCUUUUAGAAGAGCGAUGACAUUUGUGGUGGGUGGUGGGAAUUAUGUGGAGCAUCAGAGCUUGCAAGACUGGGCGCAGAAUUCCGGUCGGCAGGUGACGUAUGGCUCCACUGACAUGGUCUCACCGGUGCAGUUUGUGGACGAGCUAAGCCACCUGGGCCAAACCCUUGGACAAGGGCAAAGUGGCGGCAUGCCAGACCUUAGCUAG
Durusdinium trenchii is the source of this 1434-nucleotide messenger RNA. The record is from the annotation of a GenBank genome assembly. Lineage: Eukaryota; Dinophyceae; Suessiales; Symbiodiniaceae.